Messenger RNA from Gamsiella multidivaricata, 2234 nucleotides. RefSeq lists its product as uncharacterized. The coding region runs from base 234 to 2120 and encodes 628 amino acids. The record is from RefSeq and is a predicted model, not a curated record. The transcript has 2 exons. Lineage: Eukaryota; Fungi; Mortierellomycota; Mortierellomycetes; Mortierellales; Mortierellaceae.
ACCAGAAUAAAGUCCAGGGGAGUUGGUCGAGGACUGGGUUGCACAGCGCCAUGGACCACUAUCCCGCUGCUGCAUAUGGAUAAACCUCGCACAUGUAUGCCACAUGUAUGCCACAUGCGGCCUUUCCUUUCAUGCUGUAGUCUUGCCUGCUAACCAAAGAUGAGGAUGGGGUGCUGGAAAAACAAACCCAAUUGCUCUUGAAACAGUUGGGGCUCUCGAACCUCAUUCAUCCCAUGGAAGCACCGGUCGCGAUCGUCCAUCGAGUCAUUGCCAUCCCCGAACUGGCCGCCAAUGUUUUUCAAUUCUUGUGGUCCUCGCAGAUCCACAGGCUCCGGCUAGUCUCCAAGUUCUUCAACGACGCCUGUCUCCCUUUGGUCUCCUUGGCACUCAAAACCAAUGAAUUCUCGGAUAAUCAGGAUGUCCAACUACUUGUCCAAACCCCCAGCAGCAGAAACCUCAUAACAUCCUACAAACUGUCGACCUCGUUUCUCAAGAGUCUCGAAAAACUUGGUUUAGCAUCCCCACGGGCGUCGUCCGAGAGCCGAGCCAGUGCAAUUGACAACAACGGCAACAGCGGUAAUAGCGACUACAAGCUCUCGCAAGUCGAUCUUACUUGGCUUGCAUUUUACGAGUCUCUGCCCUGGGUGAGGUCCAUUACAUUCGACGUCCAUGACUUUGCUUUGGAGAAGUUGGAUCACUUUCUGGCGGCAAUUGCGGCUCACACUCCUGGCUUGACGUCAGUAACUAUCGAGAGUAGUCGGACUUUGGGAUUCAAAGCCUUUAUACGCUCACUGGACGCAUGGCCGCGGUUGAAGGCGUUAUCCUUGGAAAUUGAUAUACUGCACGUUGAUAGAGAAGAAGACUACGAGGUACUGGAUCAAAUUUUGAAGGAAUGGAGGGAGCAAGGGAGUAGGAAGUUGUAUCCCAGCGUGCACACGCUUGAAAUAUACAACGCAGACAUCAGUAGCGAUUUUCAGCAGCUGCUACUGUCCUUGUUUCCGAAUAUACGGGACUUUAGGUAUGCUCCCAUUUCAUUACAUUCGGAUGGCUUCAUGGAGCAGGAUACGGCCAAUGACCAGAUUCGAGGCGCUGCAUUGGACGAUCUUAAGGCGAUGAAUGCGAAGAAUACAACAUUGCUGUUUCCGGACUUGAUUCAUCUCAGGGCUAUAGGGGGAAACCUAGACGACUUUGAAGCACUGCGCUGGGUUCUGGGCGAUCGACCAGCCCAUGUUGACGACAAGAGGGGUAUUCGCAUAGGUCAUCAGCUCAGAAGCUUGGAUCUGGUCGCUUUUUAUACUACGGCGGAUGGUCUCAUCCGACUGAGUACUUUGUUCGGAGAAUACGGCGUUUCCUUUAGACAGUUACGGCUCGAUUUGUGGGACAGUCAGGACAUCAAUCUGAAAGGUUUCUUGACCAGUAGCUGUUGCCGAGAGUUGACAGAGUUGAGGUGUACAGCUGACUGUAUUUUUAUGGAGCCCACAGAGGUAUUCGAAUAUGAGGUGCUUGCUCCGGUCGGACAGCGGGAGGAGACACAGCAGGAUGAUCAGCAAGCGAUCCAAACGAUCCAAACGAUCCAAGCGACCCAAGCUGAAGGAUCCGUCAUGACGGCACCAACUGCACUCGUGCCAGAAUAUGAACCUAUUCCCGAGUCAUUGAUCGACAGCUUUGCUUGGACAAGGACCCUGACAACACUGCACCUCGACGAAAGGGCCUGCACCGCUGAAGGGAUGAAGACGGUCACCAAACUGAUUAAGUCGUUGCCAAAGCUUGUCGAGCUCUCAAUGAAUUACGCUCUGAUGGACCUGAUGUUGUUCGAUGGCUUGGGAAAAGACCUGGAGCCAGCGUCGUUGCAGCCAUCGCCGCAGGAAGAGCAAGGAGCUCAGAGGAGGAGCGGCGAGCUAUUUGGCGCGUUGACGGACCUGGGUUCUGAGAGCGACUUGCGGCUACAGGAGGAUUUGAAUCAAGAACGGCCAUUCCUCGAAAAGCUGUCGCUCAGACUCGAUAGCCGGAGCAAGCUGGCUGAGGAGGAAGCAAAAGUCCUGAUCCGACAAAAGUUCCGGUUCAUGGAGGUGCUGGAGGUCACAAAGGAUGGUUCCUUCGGUGAGUUUCCUGACUGGUAGCAUAAUCUAGGAUUAUCGUUCUAUCUGGUGUGUGCCUGGAAUCCUCUGUGCUCAAUUAAACAUCUUUGUCGCGCUGGUUCGUCAGAUCGUCAACCUGCCUACAAGAAGGUCGCA